AUGGGAUUAUCACUUUCCUUACUCUCAUCAGCCUGGGAAGAAAUCGUUAGACAUUCUCUGUUUGGUCUGUCUUUGAAUUUCACCUUCGGUUCCAAAGAUGGGGCUGUGAUUUUGAGAUCAGGUAGCUUCAAGAAAAGAGAAUCAGACACCACUUCUGUCUUGUCAAAGGGUACCUCUACCACCAAUGGCUCAAGCAAGUUGAAGGAUUGCAGACCCGAACACAUGAUUCUUGAAAGAAACCUUUCAUGCAUUCAAGAAAUGGAGAUCAUGGGUUCUGACAGAAGUGAACAGUUGCAGCAGAAACCAGUGCCUGUUCUUUCUCUGCCUAAAGAAGUGGUUUUCUCUUCCCCUAGGCCAGCUUUUCAGCUUGAUGCUGCCGCAACUACAGUUCAAAAAGUCUACAAGAGUUACCGUACUAGAAGAAACCUUGCAGAUUGUGCUGUUGUUGUGGAAGAGCUCUGGUGGAAGGCAUUAGACUUUGCAGCUCUAAAAAGAAGUUCUGUUUCAUUCUUUAAUGUGGAGAAACAAGAAACAGCAGUGUCACGGUGGUCAAGAGCAAGGACAAGAGCAGCUAAGGUUGGAAAAGGUUUGUCCAAGGAUGAUAAGGCUCAAAAGUUGGCCCUGCAACAUUGGCUCGAAGCAAUUGACCCACGUCAUCGUUAUGGACACAAUUUGCACAUGUAUUACGAUAUUUGGUUUGAAAGCCAAAGCACCCAACCAUUUUUCUACUGGUUGGAUGUUGGAGAUGGUAAAGAAAUUAAUCUUGAGAAAUGUCCAAGGGCCAUACUACAACGACAGUGCAUUAAAUAUCUUGGACCAAAAGAAAGGGAAGAAUAUGAAGUAAUUGUUAAAAACGGGAAGCUAGUGUACAGCCAAGAUGGAAGGCUUGUGGACACUGAUGGAAAGUCCAAAUGGAUAUUUGUUCUUAGCACCACAAGGUCCUUGUAUGUAGGGCGCAAGCAGAAAGGUUCAUUUCAACACUCUAGCUUUUUAGCUGGUGCUGCUACAACAGCUGCAGGCAGAUUAGUGGCUCAACAGGGUGUGCUUGAGGCUAUUUGGCCGUACAGUGGUCACUAUCACCCCACAGAAGAGAACUUCAAGGAAUUUAUAAGCUUUCUUGAUGAGCACAAUGUGGACCUUUCCAAUGUCAAGAGAUGUGCUAUAGAUGAUGAUGCUCCUUCAAUUGUUGGGUCCAUUUCAUUUAGUGACAUUAACGAGUCACAACAAAUUAAGGGUCCCCCUCUCCCAUCCCAAUCAGGAUCGGCAGGUUCCACUAAUGUCAACAACAAUGGCAUCAACAUCAAUGCAACAGUUCAUAAAGAGAUUGAAAAGAAGGUUGAGGUCCCAGUUUUUGACGUGUCCAAGAGGUUAACAUGCAAGUGGUCUACUGGGGCAGGACCUAGGAUAGGGUGUGUGCGUGACUACCCUGAACACCUUCAAUCAAGGGCCUUGGAGCAAGUUAACCUGUCCCCUAGGCCUGCUUCUGCACGCCCAUAUAGCUACGGCCCAAUUCCAUCCCCAAGGCCCAGCCCAAAAGUUAGAAUGUCACCAAGGCUGGCUUACAUGGGCCUACCUAGCCCAAGACCUGCAAUUCCUGCUGCAAGUUAA
Molecule: messenger RNA, 1608 nt
Organism: Sphenostylis stenocarpa
Lineage: Eukaryota; Viridiplantae; Streptophyta; Magnoliopsida; Fabales; Fabaceae
Source: the annotation of a GenBank genome assembly